Molecule: messenger RNA, 12399 nt
Organism: Amoebophrya sp. A120
Lineage: Eukaryota; Dinophyceae; Syndiniales; Amoebophryaceae
Source: the annotation of a GenBank genome assembly
ACAUUAGCUCAAGGAAGAACAACACGACGACGACGACGACCCGCCCGGUGUGCUUCACGAUACAACAAUACCGUUGGAAGAAUUAUGUAUGAUCCACAAGAACCACGAACCACAACUGCCACUUACCCAACCGCGGUGAAAGUGGAGCGUCGCAACUACGAACAAGUUUAAAAAAGGUCCAUCGCGCCGUCAAAACGAGAUUUUUAAUGAUUGCGCGAAUCGUGCUGGUGGAGUCAAAACCAGAAGAACAGAAGAUUUUUUUUGUAUUCGCGACGCCGGUGUGGUUGUAAUCUGUACUGCAGCACCUCAAGAACUUGAUGACCCUCCUCCACCACGGAAGAUCUUAAGCCCCCGGGAACGUCGACCUACAGCUACGACUGUCCUCCACCUCUCGUGAAAUUAGGGGAGAAAAAUUUUGCCAUCUCUACAAAAAUUUUGUACCACCAGAACACGCGAAAAAAAAAAGGUUGUUUUUUGGGGGUUUAAACUUUUUUUAUUUUUGGGUGCUUAUCGACUGCUGCUCAGCACUGGAUUUGGUCCGGGUCAAAGUUCAAGUCCUGUCCUGAUUUCAGUGUGUAGAGCCUCUUGAUGUCUUGACUCUCGUUGUCAACGUCCAUCCUACAUGGACAUCGAAUCUUCCGCCCUGGCACCCACGCCUGGAUGCGCUUCCAGUUUCGCUGGUCGUCGUCCUUGAAGAUGCCAGUGGUGGUGUAGAAUUGUUGCUGCUCCCCUGGUGCCACGAUGUCCUCCGGGAGGUACUGACUUUCGUCUUCUUUUUCCUCCUUGUCCGCCACCCUCUUCAACGUCAUCCGCAGUCCUGUCUUCGCCUUGGUGCAGUUUCCCAGGUUGAUACGGGCGAGAAGCUCGUCACAGAGCGAGCAGUAAACCUGGCACAGCUCUCGCUCGGGGAUUCUGGCGACUCCCUUCUGGCGCUCUAUCAGCUUGGGCUCCUGGUUGUAACCGCCUGCUCCUUGCUGUACUACUGCUGGUCCACGCCGUGGUGACCGGUCUCGGUGCUGGUCGGUACGCGGAAGUGGAACUGGUUCGGGGAAGAAGAUAUGCUGUGGCUGAUCCGCUGGUGGGGGUUGGAGUUUCGCCAGGACACCGCAGUAUGAAAGGAAAAACGCUCAAAGGGCGGGGCGCCAGAAAUACUGCCCACCCGCGCCGCCACCUACAGCUACGACUGUCCUCCACCUCUCGUGAAAGCUAAGCUGACCAGCGGCACAAUGCCCUAUAUACUAUACGGCAAGAAAUGCGAUUGGCGCCUAGCCCGAUUCCUACUAGUAAAAACCUUACUAGUAACAAAAGUCCGCAAAUUUUUACUAGCAAAAAACGUUACUAGUAAGUUUAACGGGACAGGCGAGCAAAAAAUCUACUAGUAAAACACGGACGUGGUGUGGGUAUUCCCCGUGGUGUGGGUAUUCCUGCCUUUCAGGAGGGCAGGCCGCCCCUUUCCUCCAGCCCCGCUCGCUUCUCAUGUGCACCGUGCCCACUCCCGUCGCGGGGGGCGGGCCGCUGCGCAUGGAGGUUGCCCCGUCCCUUUGCGUAAGUAGGGCUUCUUAGGCAGGCGCCACUUUCCCGUGGGCUUCAGCAAAAUGCACAUAGUAGCUUACCCACCUUAAGGGGUGCUCGCAAAAACUUGCAAACCCCCCAGAAGGCUCGUCGCCCACCCGCUUUCGCGGCGGACCCUGGGGCGUGGGCGCUAGUGGGCGCCGGCGCCUGGGACAAGCGCGCCUAGACGCUUAUCGCCUCCUGCCCCUUCCCCGCGAGGACUGCAACCUUCCUAUUAGGAAAUCGGGCCCAUCGCAUCCUUGUCUACUCCAUACCUCUCCGGCGGUCGCGGAGCGACCGCCCGUGCUAGAUACCACGACGACCGCCCGUGCUAGGUACCUACAGCUACCACUGUCCUCCACCUCUCGUGAAAGCUAAGCGCCGCGCCUUGCUCUUGAAUUCGCCUCCUCGCCCUCGCGCGCCAGGCGCCCGCGCCGCGCUGCAGCAUUGUGCAUCGAAGCCCGCAGGGGGCCCAAUGGGGCAAAUUGCCCCAGGCGUCGCGAUCUGGGGGGAUCACGACGCCCACGGCGGUUUUGCGCCGGGCGGGCACUUGACAAAAGCGCCGCGGGACGCUUUGGCAGGCUCUGCGCUCUUGCACCGGCGGAGCUUUUGUUUCCCAUGGUGCGAGAGCUCUUUGUCUCUCGAGCAACACCAACAGCACUCGCGCUCGGGGUAGAUAUAGCGUUUAGGCAUUCGAGUGCUUAAAUUCACGGAAACACAGAUUGCAAUCUGCGUCUGAGAUUUGCUCUGCUGGGCAAAUUCAAAUUUGUUCACGCAACUUCACAGACAAAUAAUCAGUUUAGCCAUUCGAGUGCUUAACUGCUUGAAAAUAAGCAGUCAUUUUAAGCAUUCGAAUGGCUAAUUGACUGGCUAUCUUUGAAGCUGUGUGGACAAAUUUGAAAUUUGCUAGAGCAAAUUGCUGCAAUCUGCGUUUCCGUGAGUUUAAGCGCUCGAGUGCUUAAAUUGCGACUUCUUAGAUUAGGCGUUCUAAUGCUUAAACCUUAUGAACGCGAUUUCCUAGAUUAGGCACUUUAAGGCUUAAAACAAAGAAUUUGCCGCGCGAUUAAAAGUUUCACAGAUGCUGCGGGCCUUACCCAAGUAACCCGGGAACGUCGACCUACAGCUACCACUGUCCUCCACCUCUCGUGAAAGCUAAGCUGACCAGCGGCACAAUACCCUAUAUACUAUACGGCAAGGAAAGUGAUUGACGCAUGGCCCGAUUUCUACUAGUAAAAUCUUACUAGUAAGGAAAAUCCAAGAAUUUUACUAGUGAACAACGUUACUAGUAAGUUUAACGUGACACGGAAGGAAAAAAACUACUAGUAAGCGUACUAGUAGAGAGUUUACUAGGAGAAAGCUUACUAGUACAAAAUCGCCCCCAUUGCCCCGCGCGCGGGUCGGCUCGCCCCGAGCUUGCGCCACAGAGCUCGCCAGCGCUGCUGGCUUCCCUCGCCCCCUGUGGAGAAACUAGCGCCGAGCAACCCGUGUCUGUGUGGUAGCGCGGGACGUGGCGCUCGUUCCUGGGAAAAGGGGGCGCAGCCGUGGGAGGGAAAGGGCUUAUUUGUCUGACUGAGGGUGGCGCGCUGCGCGCUGCUGCGCCCGCAGGUGCAGGCGAACUAGCAGCUCCGGCCCGGCCACGGUGCCCGGGAUGGCUUUGCGCUUUGUUUGGGCUACCCCGUUUUGCCUCGCGGCGGAGGCCCCUCCUCGUGUGGAUGCCCCCGCCGCCCUGCGCAAAGAAAGCGGCGCCUUUUCUCGCUGCCCCGAAGGAAUGGCCAUCACACACAGUGCGCCUAGUCCCCCUGGGCUGGUUGCACCUGCCUGGCUGGCCAGGUUUUUUGUCGCGCAGCUUCCGCAGCUGCGGCCCUGUGGGCUCCGUCGAAAGCAGCCCCACCGCCUUGGCGGCGUAACUAGAAAUAGAGUGGGGCGUAGCUAGAAUGACGAGCGGCCGCCCUUAAGGCUCGCAACUUGGGGGGGUGCUCGCAAAUUGGGAACACCCUGGAGGGCUCGUCCCCUCCCAGGGUGGGCUCGCCCCGGGUGUUCUUUCGGUUUCCCGGUGCUUCUCCUUCUCCAGGGGCCUGGGGCGGGCCGCUGUCACGCCUUUGUCUUCCUCCAGGGGGCUCCGGCGCACUCAAAAGCCCUGCGCCUGCAGAGUUUUCGCCCCCAGGAGAAUCCCCUCCCCUUCCCCCUGAAAGCUAACCACGCCCCCGGGAACGUCGACCUGCAGCUACCACUGUCCUCCACCUCUCGUGAAAGCUAAGCUGACCAGCGGCACGACUACGACGGCGGUCCACCCUCACCAGCGACACCUUCGAGCUACACCUUCGAGCGACAGUGUUCUACAAUUUUAGAAGCUACUAGUUGUACCAUCUUCACCGGAUGAAACUCUUCUAGUCAACGUCAGCGAGGAGAUCCACCACGGUUUGUUGAAAUUCGUGGUGUAGAAUUUUUUUCCAAGAACACCGGUUGGAGGUUUCAAUUUCAUUUCAACAUCCACUACCAGGAUGAAUUUUCUCGCGACAGACAUCCCGUGCAAGUACUACGCCGCGGGAUACUGUCCGAAUGCCGCGGAGAACAAGGUUUGCAAGGAGCGGGUUGGGAUGAACGGAAACUGGGUCAAGAAGCGGCACCACAAGGACGACGGGCAGCUGCUGGAGCAGGAGUGGCUGCGGGGGAACCUUGACCGGGACUACGGGUCGCCCGCCGGCAAGUCGCACUUUGCGGAGGAGUCGAAAAUAUGCAUUGCAAGAAAUAUGUUUGGGUCUGGAUUUUUUGUGAUGCGCAAAAAUUUGAGGGACAGCGAGGAUGUAAAUACGAUUGACGAGCAGGCUUUCUGCUGUGAAACUCAGUGUGUCACACUAAACACACUAGAGGUCGUCGCAAGGAGUCAAGGAGCGCUUGUCAUGCUGUUCUGCCGUAAAAGGGAAGGACCACCAUGACAAAUUGUAAAUGAAUCCUUUUAGCAGAAAAAGACAUAUAUUUGCACUGGAUAGAAAAUGGUGGCGCGAUCCGAGAACUGGCCGAUUCCGGGGUACCUCGGUCGCACGGGCGUGCAAAAAUACGCGGUAAGCAACCCCAGCACCCCGGCGGACUUUCCGGAACUGAAGUACGCGCUGGUGAUCGACGUGGAAGGGCGGGAGGGGAUCAUUGAGCUGCCGGUCAUUGUGCUCGCUCUCCAGGACGACCUGAAGGAGGCGAUGCGCUUCCAUCGCUGGGUCCGCAGCAGGGGGGUGCAGGAGAGUAUGGAUUACGCCGCUCAGGAACAGAAGAUGAACGCGAGCUGGAACAGCGACAGCACCACCCCGAGUUCGAACCAUUCGAGCCGCAACGCGAAGAGCAGCACUUCUGCAAGCAAAAAGGACCCCGCGGACGAUGCCACUUCCUGCUACUCCACCAGCGGGGGGCAUUCCAUGUGCCCGGCAUGGUGGCCGCUGUGUCAAAUGUCGAUUGCGAUGUCCAUAUCGAAAAGAAAAAUCCCCCCUCCCCAUAUCAAAACGGAAAUCUGUGAUGCUGGAUUUGCGUACACAAAUCAGAUUUGUCUUGCGGAAGGGGACGACAGGCCUACAUCAAGCCUGAGUAGAGAGGUUUUGGCCUAGGCGCUUAGCAUCAGAAACGUCUGCGCUGUCGGCCAAACCGCAUCACAAACCGCCUCCAUAAUGCGGCGGAGCCUGUGGAAUUGCCUUCUUGCAAGACAGAGAUGAUUUGUGGUCGCAAAUCAGCAUGGCAAAUUUUCUGCGACGUACCUUUUCGAUAUGGGGAGGGGGGAUCUUUCCUUUCAAUAGUCCACCUCGACGCCGUCUCCGAAGCAGGACCAGCGGAAGAACCGUAGCAAAUGUAAAAAUGUCUGGGUCGGGAAGAGUUGGAACUUGUGAUGCAAACUCUGGAACACUCAAAAAUUUGUGUUGAAUGAGCGCCAAAAGCUGUCCAUUUGUUGGUACGCAAGUAGGAAGUUUCUCAUGCGGCGCGACAGGCAUCAUGAGACGUGCUCAGAACCUGUGAUGCUGUUGCCUGCACCAGACGCCAUUUGCGUGAUCCGAAAUAUGCAUGACAAAUCUCUUCACAAUCUUCCAGACCCAGACACUUUUGCAUUGGAUAAACCGAACUUCCGUACACCAGCACGAAAACCGGGGGGACAUCCGGAUCAAUGACCAGAGCAAUGCGGUGUUCCUGCCCCAGGCGCUGACGGACUUGUGGGUGAAGCUGAAUCAGGAGUUGCCGGAUUUCACGCCGGAAAAUUCGCUGCUCGUGCACUGCGGGGACUUCGACGCCAACGCGCUCCGGUCCGAAAUGCGGGAAAUCAACGCAAACCGGCCCGUAUGCAUUGAAAAUAUCGAUCUGGGUCCUCUGGAAGAGCGCAAGCUUUGUCAUGUUCGGCUGGCUCGACUCUCAAAAGUCUGUCACGCACCUUAAGCAUGCAAAAGUAAAGUAAGUACUUAGCCGGAUGUUUCUGUAUACUUUCAGGUACCGCAGUUCGUAGCAGGCAGGAACAGAUACAGAAUCGGCAGCACGUAGCAUCUCCCGAACUUGUUGUGCUCAUGCUUGGCGGCCGACGCAACAAGUUGAGAAGUGCUAGUGCUGGUGACAACUCGCAUGAUCACAAGUUUCAUCCGGUACUUCUUUCCAGAACAUCACCAGAUCGAUAUUUGCAUUCGAGAGGCGGAGAAGCACCCGUUUGUGGCGCUGCUGUCCCGGUGGUGUAAUUUGAAAGACCUCGCGUUCGACUACGUGCUGCACAACGGAACUUUCGCUCGGGAGACCACGGCGGCGGAAAAGAUCGCGCUGGCGGUAUUGAGAGGAAAAAUCCCCCCUCCCCAUAUCAAAACGGAAAUCUGUGAUCCAGAUUUGUUGUCACAAAUCAACAUGCUACACGGGAAAAGAUGCGGACUGUAGUGCUGGGUGGCGUGGGGAAGCCUUGUAUCUUCAGCAUGAUAGGAGGCAGCUGAGAGUGGGAAACAGCAUGACAAAUGGCUUGCGCGUUGGCUUGCAAUUUGCCUGUUGGGAACGAAAACUCGGUAGAUGCGCCGGCUUUUGCAUACCAUGGUCAACGUGUUCUUGUAUGACUUGCAUUUAAGUGCUACUUCUUAGGGUAGCAAGGGAAUAUAGAAUAGAGACGGCACAGGCAGAAGUGGUUUUUGACCGGUCUAGUUUUACAAACGCGCGAAAUUUUUACUAUAGAACCUGACUUUAAAUGAUAUUUACUUUCUUCCUAGGGGUUCGUAGUACGCGACCACUACGCUGGUCAAGUACACUUUUUCCGUCCUGGUUCUCGAAUUUGUUACAGCUCGGCCAAAUUUGUCAUGCAAUUCCUCGGUUUGGUCAUGAUUUACUCCGGUCUCGUGGCAUUUUUUGUCUUUGACGACGUGUUUGUCAUGCUGGACACACCAACCUCGUGGUUCCUCGGGUCCUUUGCAUGCUGGUCCCUGGAUUUGGUUGUUGGCGCCACGAUCGCAACCCCAUUUUCCAAACCAAUCAGUUCCUUCAUGCUAGAAAUUCGAGAUACCACCUUUAGGAUGGUUCUUUGGGUAAGUGGGACUGUGUCAUAGUUAGCUUCUUCACACCUUUUUUAUUUUUUCUGUUCCCUCGGUGCUAAGGCACGAUGGUUGCACAGUGCUAUUUCUACUCAGAUAACAACAGAACUCACGUCGCAGCCGUCCCAGGAGUUUCGGUUGUUGUCUCUCGGUAGAAAUCGCGCAGUUCAAUUUUCUGCUUUAGAGUUUACCGAGCAGGCGGUUUAAACUUUGUAGUUCUGAUUUACAAAGGGACGCCCUGCCCUUAGUUUCCCAACAUGACAAAUGGCUUGCAAACGAGGCCGCGACUGCGGCUUUGGCCUUCCAGCAUGACAAGCCGAUUUGUGACCUCAAAUACAGCAUCACAAAUUUCGUUUUCGAUAUGGGGAGCGGGGAUUUUUCCUUUCGAUAGGCGGAGGAAUUGUCCGGGAUGGUGAAGUAUCAAAUGUAAAAAUGUCUGGGUCUACUGGAAGGAUGGGACUUGUGAUGCGUCCUGUGGAUCACACAAAAAUCUGUCUUGCGUGAUCAACAAAAGACGCCCUUUUCUGACCACCAUGAGAGGGAACUUCUCAUGCAGGACAGGCAUGAUAGAGACCUCGCAGAAUCUGUCAUGCUAUGUCCUGCAUUCCAGACCUUAUGGGGCAUGCAAAUUCUGCAUGACAAGUUUGCACUCUUCCCGACCCAGACAUUUUUGCAAUCCAUAUGAAGAUGCAGAAAUACUUCAAAGCGCCCACCGUGGCUCUCCACGGGUUCCGAUACACGCCGCAGAUCACCCCGAAGAAGUCUUGGAACGAAAUGCUCGAACGGACCGGGGAGGGCUCGAUGCAGUACUGCUGUCACCACCAGGGAUAUGGAGAGAAAAAAGUUUAUCACAGUCGCUAAUUUGCAGGGUUUGCAUUACAAAUUUUCUUAGCAUCACAAAUUUUCCUUGUAUUGCAGAAACACUAGGGAAAUCCCUGAUAAAGUUUGGCUGUGAUGCAUUUUUACGCAUGACAAACAGUUCUGUAUUGCAAAAAUGCGCAUGAGUGAUCGUGACGAACUUUUUUUGUUUGAUAAGGGAACGGCGGACACGGAGAACAUCGCCUUGCUCCUGCGGUUAUGGCUUGCAACAAUGUCUGGGUUUGGAAGAGCACAACUUUGUCAUGCACAUUUUCCAUGAUCCAUGAUGUCUGUGAUGUAUGCUAUAGCAAUAGCAUCACAGAUUUUUUGAGCGCUUAUCUAUGCGCAUCCAGCAUGACAAAUGCCCUCUCCGCGUAGCCAAAUUUGAAUCCUCUUGCUGGUCAUGCAAUACAGGUUUUUUAGCAUCCAAAUGCAGCUUCACAAGUUUGGCUCUUCCAGACCCAGACAUUUUUGCAAUCCAUAGCGGUUUCUACUCGCGACCAAGCCCGAUCUAUGCAAAAGAGAAAGUGUAGGAAUAAUUACAGUGGUUACUUACGACGACCGAUUGUAGUGUUGUAGAGAGGACCAAGGAAGUAUUAAGGCAGACCAGUUCAUCUGUCAUGCUCAUGCGGGAUUUCAUGCUUGGGAGCCUAGUUUCACGACACGUUUUUAUUACCUCUUUUAUGAAUGAUCUUUUUCUUCUUGCAAAUAUACUAAUAUUUUAUUUCUCUGUCAUGCUCAGAAGUUGUUAUAAGUACUUGCAGCAAUACGUGCUGGGUCGUAAGUUGUGAUUGUUACCACUUUAUUCAUUCUUGGAUACCAUCUCGUGUUCCGGCCGACUGCUAUCGAGGACGUUGCCAAGAUCCGGGAAAACAACAGCCAGUAUGCGGGCGCUGGUGGCAGCAUGGGUGGGUGGCACACGGGUUACUACAGCGGAAUGAACAGCACCAGUGGGAGCUACAAUCGGUACCAAACCAACGCGUUCGUUCCCGUCAGAUACCUGUUGCAGAACCGAGUGAAGCAGUUCUGUGCGCCGACUGGGGUUAUCAAGAGUAAAAAUGUCUGGGUCUGGAAGAGUCAUGCUGUUUUUGCAUGACACUACACAGAAGUUUAGACGCGCGCUAGUAUAGAGUGUUAGUUAAGGUAGAUUAUUACUUAUUUUAGCUUGGGUUAGAUAGUUAUAUUUCCCGUCUUGGGGUUUGUAAUGUAGUUGCUCCGCCCUUGUGUUUUCGGGCUUGUUCCGACCUUUUGCAUGAUCUGAUGCUGUCUCGGUCGGUGGCGUUUGCGGUUCCAUCUUUGCUCCCUCGGUUGCGGACGUUUUUGCAUUUGUCCGCUGCGACAGUUCGCCUCGUUUGCGGCUGCUCGCCAUGAAAACAACUACAUUACAUCUUGCCUCACUUUUUAAGAGGGGUUUUUUCGUAGUUGGGACUGUGUCAUAGUAGGAUAGUUUACCGCUUUUUUACUUUUCUUUUCUCCCUUGACGCUAGUGUUUAGGUUUGCAUACAACGUUAUCCCUACCCAGAUAGCAACAAAUGCUCACGCCGCAGCCGUCCCAGGAGCCUUUAUUUUGUUGUUGUCUCUCGGUAGUGAUCACUUUGUCCAAACUUAUUCUACCUAGAGUUUGUCGAGUAAGUGGCUACCGUUUUAAGGUUUAGAGAAAGACAGGGACGCCCAGCCCUUAGCUUCCCAACAUGACACAGAAGGUCUGGCAUGGAAGCUCUAGCAUUACAGGUUUCGAGAAGCUUCCGCAAUGCUGAAUCCGCAUGACAAAUCCCCCACUUUGGUGACAGAAAGCGGGCAGCUUUUGCUACCCGUGCAUGAGAGAUUUUUCUGUGUUCUGAAAUGCGCAUCAGAAGUUUGUAUUCUUCCAGACCCAGACACUUUUGCAUUUGAUAGGGGUGCACUAUGGUGCGCCGCAUCCUAGCUCUGUUUCAUCCCGGAAACUGUCAGAGAACAAUGCGAACAAUUCGGGCACAGCUACCUGCUCAUCUAGUGGUAACGCAGGAGGAGCGACCAGCAGCUGGAGACAAAAGAACCGCGCGGACUAUGAAGUGGUGAUUGAUAGCUUUGACAGCAGCUUUUCGGAGGAUGGGGUCUGCUAUCCAAAAGUAGAAGUACUGAUACAGCUUUACCGGAGUUGAAGAUAUUUUCCAAGAACAUGCUCUUUUUCUGUGUCAGAAAGACAAAGAGUGAGUCCCGGAAUAAAACCUGUUCUGUUCAGCAUGGCAAGCAAUGUUCGCACGAUGACCCUUCUCAUGCCCAUUGACGCACAUAUUUUCUGCAUUCUCGUAGUGGUCCAUUUUUUUAUGCCUGAAAGAGUGUUGUUGUUGGCGCUCUCGCAGAUCAGCAUCACACGACAGAAAAACAGCAGCGCAAAUCUUUUUUUCCGGUAUGGGUGUACGACUUUUCUGAAGGAUAUUUGCGCCGCGGAUGUGCUGGACAUGACCGUUUUGGAGAAGUUGGCGAGGCUCAACAAGUAUCCAUAGCAAAUAUGUAGUCUGAGUCUGGAAAAAUUAUGAAAUUGCGAUGCAACUUCGUGAUCGGACACAUCUAGCUAGCGCGCUGUUGCACCGGCUGCAUAUUAGUCAAGCAUGAGAAAUUAUUUUACGACGGGCGCAUCGGGCUCCAGAUUUUUACGCAUGACAAAGUGACGUGUAGUUUAUUUUGCUGAACGACACAAGAAGUGAACAACAGCAAGCGCUUUUGAUGUCGUAACACGCAAUAUCAUAUGCUGCAGCCACAACUCAUCUACUUCCAGACUGCUAAGUACGUAUUUGCAUUUGAUAGCGAGUACGGGCGGGAGGGCGCCGAGGACAUGUAUGACGUGCUGGAUAAGUUGCAUUCUUUGUGGCAAAAGUACGGGUCGCAAGUGUCGGAGGGCGAAAAAACCAACUGGUUUGUAUCCGAGUGCGCAACUACUCGCGGCCCUCCUUGGUAUUUGUCGUGCAAAAUUUUUGCAAUUUAUUCACACACGACCGGAGAAGCGGUCCUAGUUCCCAGAAGGCAUGGUACUACAGUUCUGAUAGAUAGCUGCGUCAUGCAAUAAAAGCUACUUAUUUAAUACACGGUUCUGCUUCUGUUCUUGCCGCUGUUUUUUCUGCAUGUGCCCUGCGAAUGAGAUAAGUAGGGAGGCGGGGGUUGUGAAUUCGGAUAGGGUGGGCGGAUGUAUCAACUGUAAAAAUGUCUGGGUCUGGAAGAAUCCAGCUUGUCAUGCUGAUUUUUGAUUUUUAAAAAAAUCUGUCUUGCAUGAGCAGCAAAGAGAGUCCAAGUUUUGCUAAGCGGAAAGAGCAUUUGUCAUGCGGUAUAGGCAUCAGGAAGCCCUCACAAAAUCUUUGAUGCUAGGGCAUGCAUCACAGACAUCAGGAGUCAUGCAAAAUGUGCAUGACAAAUCGCGCACUCUUCCAGACCCAGACAUUUUUACAUUUGAUAGGAUGACCGCUAAGUUGAUUCGGGAUAUCGGAUCCGAGCGAAAGAAGGGCGGAGAGAACAAUCUCUAUUGCAAUCAGUACGGUAGUUCUUUGCAUAUCCUCUGCAACAGUGUCGUACUCGUACUAGGAAUUGGAAUUGCACCCUGUUCCAUGUCGGUGGACGUGUUUUGCUUUAGAAGUACCUGACUCUGCAUAUUAGCGCGUUCUUCCAUAAUUGUUCUGGAGUGAUCAUUUGUGGAUCGUGUGCAAUUACAACUACUAGCACGAAGAUGGUGCGUUUGCAAUGCAUACUGCAACACCACGGUCAACAUCCAGGAUUUUUUACAGCCUCGUCAGAGAAGGGCGGCAAGGGCAAGAAGGGUAACGGGAAAAUGGGGGCGCCGAAUGGGUGGUAGAAGUGAAGAAGUCUGACAAGAGGGAGAACAAUAAAAGAUAAGAACUUCUUGCGGGAGGACGAGGAGGUCGUGCGUCUUGGACCAACAAGACGACCUACUACACGAAGAUAAAAAUAAAGCGCUUUUAAUACGAUUGGUAAAAAAGCGUGAUUUGAUGCAAUGACGACCACGUGGCAGAAUUUUGUCGAUUAUAGAGGAUGAACUGACUGCCACUUUCCGCGCGUUGUCCCGGCAGCACCAGAUCAUACAAAAGACACAAAAGAGCAAAAAUGAAAAUCUUCAGCGACUCUCGAAAUAAUAAUCAAUAACACCCGUCGUGCACGUAGUACGCAAGCUGCGUCCACAACAAGCCGAGCCGCGCAUCGGUACUUCUAGAGGUGGAAUAGAAUACGCGAAACAGACGUCUUCACAAUUUUUUUAGAAUGAAACUGUCCACUGUCGCCACGUUUCCCGUGCGCCUGCUGCGGUCGCGAAGAGGUCCUGUCAAAGGUCCUUUUGUCUGUCAAAGGCUCUCGCCACUGCAGAACUUUUGCGCAUUCAGGAUUUCGACGUUAGGUGAUGGCUGUAGUAUGUUACUGAAAUAUGAAUCAAAUUUCAUCUGACAAUCACCUUUGUGAAGGAGGAGAGGAACUUCUUACGCAG